GAGGAACCUGUUUGUGUGACUUGGACUCACCCCUUCAGGACCAGAACAGAAAAAACAGGAUGAGUGGAUCUGGACUUCACUGCAGGGGGCUCCUGAUGAGGUGUGACCUUUGACCCCUCGUCGUCAGAGUCACCUGCCCAACUACCUGAGGGGGUGUGGUCUGAGGAGCCAAAGGUCAUUACCAUGGCAGCGACCUCUGUGCUUGGCAGAGGGCUAGGUCUGGUCCUUGUAGAGUUUGAGUAUGAGUACCAGGGUCGGGACGGGUUGUUGGUCUCCAUCAAACCCAAUGAGCGAUAUGUACUGCUAGCAAAGACCAAUGACCACUGGUGGCAAGUUCGGCGUGACAGCAGCUCUAAGCCCUUUUACAUUCCUGCCAAGUACGUCAAGGAGCUGCCAGCGGAUUUCCCCUCCCCCUUGGAUUUUGAUGAUCCAACCAAUCCUGAGCCAGUGUUGGUUCCUGUGGCUGCACCAGUCCCAGUGCCCAUUCCUGUUCCAAAGACUCUAGAGGAACCUGAUGGGAACAGAAUCAAACAAGGGGAUGAGGUGACGAUCCGACUCAAACUAGAUGUAUCUACUGGGUACCGUAAGACAGAGAACCGCAUGUCGACAUUUGGUGUCCCGUUGGACUUUCAUGAACUGCCGCACCUGGUUCAGACCAGCAACCCUCCUGCUGGUCCUGCAGAGACUGCGAUUGCAACAACCAGCAGGAAUACAUACAUCACAGAUGGUGGUCUGAACAAAAAACAGCCCCACCUGCUGGGGUGCCUGGAUGACCACAAGGACUCUGUCAAACCUCGAGUUCCCACCUUCAGUCCAGCAGACCCGCUCUCUGUAUCACGACCCCAGAGCCAACCCAUACCGGUAGAGAUGCCAGUGGUCCCUGUGGUCCCCGUAGUCCCCCCCAAUAACAAUAUUCAAAGCACAUCUUCACUGUCUGAAAGUUUCCCUGACAACCAGGAUGCCCUGGUGGAGCCAGAGGAGGAGGCGGCAGAGGACGAGAUGAGCGUGGAGGAGAGCAGCAAGGAGGAGGAGGAUUUACUGAAGGUGCAAGAUUCAAACCACAUUUACGAGUCCAUCCAAGACCUAAACCUGGACCUGGAGUCUCUGGUUGGAAAAAAAGUGAGUCCUGGACCUGGACCUGAACUUGCACCUGCCCCACCUCCCACACAGGACCACAGCUCGCUCAGCCAUAACUCACCCAUCUAUGCAAACAUCUCUGUGAAGAAAACAUCUCACGACUCUCACGACCUCCUUAUUCCACCACCUCCAACCGAGCCCGCCCCCUUUCCCACAGGCCACACCCCUUCUUCUUCAGUCUCUUCCUCUGACAUAAUAAGACCCGCCUCCCCCAUUAGCCCGCAGGAUGAGUGGCAGGUUCACACGGACAACGACAGCGGGAAGAUGUUUUAUUUCCAUCCUGUGACGAGACAAACGACCUGGACCGACCCCAACAGCUCCACAGCACCCCCUGCUGCACUGGCCUCCCCUUCACAGCUGCUCUCCCCCGCUUCCUCUCAGGGUUCUUGUUGUUGGGAGCAGCUACUGGACGAAGCCUCUGGGAGAUUUUACUACUUCAACCUAACCACACGAGCCACAUCCUGGACUGCACCUGAGCCACUCUCCCCCUCCUCCCCCCUGUGGUCGCCAAGCAACAGGAAGCAUGACGACAGCCCGCCUCCACUGCCAGAGGAAGAUUAUCCUUUAGAGGGAGCUAACGACACUGCGUUUACAACGAAUCCUCAGCAGCCCGCGGGUCUAAUUCCUAGGGUUCAGAUGGAGUUGAAAGUUGGAAACUCCUCGGAGUGGAAGCUGCAGGAGCCCCCAAGGAGGACGGGAAAUGGAGUUUCUGAGGAGGGAACGACUCUGCAGGUCAGCAGCUGGAGACACAGUGUGGCCGAAGACACGUUUGCUCUCGGUCACAGGAGAAACAUCUCUGACGUCACUGAGGUGUCGAAUAGAAGACUUUCACCCGACAGUUCACAAUUCUCUGAUAGGCACAGACUGAAGAGGAAUCUGUCCAUUCGGAGCACAGACUCCCACCAGCUGCAUGGCCAUCUGCUGGAGAAAGCAGGAAUCAUCAAUAAGACCAAAGUAGUCGAUAACGGCAAAAGGAUCAGGAAGAACUGGAGUCAGUCCUGGACCGUACUGCAUGGUGGGAUCCUCACCUUCCACAGAGACCCCAAGUCUGCUCCGACUGGGAACGCUAGUAAAGCGUCACAGAUUGUUCCAGAGUACACGGUGGACCUGAGAGGUUCUUCAGUCAGCUGGGCCGCCAAAGACAAGUCCUCAAAGAAGAACGUUCUAGAGCUGAAGACUCGACAGGGUUGUGAGUUCCUGAUGCAGUACGACACCGAGAGCAUCAUCAGUGACUGGCUCAAAGUCAUCCAGGACGCCGUCAGACAACUGGAUAUCGAUGUGGUGACGGAGGACGAGGACGACACAGCGUCGGACAGAGAGGACAAAGAGCGCAGGAGGACGUCCACCAGGGGUUCGUCAGGUGUCGACUCGGAGCAGAGACGAGUUCGGACCAAACUCAGACGCUUCCUCCAGCGGCGGCCGACGCUGCAAAGCGUCAAAGAGAAAGGAUACAUCAGAGAUAAUGUGUUCGGAUGUCACCUGGACACACUGUGUCACAGAGAGCACACAACCAUCCCCACAUUUGUACAGAAGUGUAUCAGAGCGGUAGAGCGGAGAGGUGCACACACUC
Paralichthys olivaceus (Japanese flounder) is the source of this 2707-nucleotide messenger RNA. NCBI's taxonomy places the organism in Eukaryota, Metazoa, Chordata, Actinopteri, Pleuronectiformes, Paralichthyidae. The record is from RefSeq and is a predicted model, not a curated record.